GUUUCAACCAUUGGAUAUCCUCUCUCGUCGUACAGAAAGGUUUAAACGAUGGCUUUUUCUCACAAAAUGAUCUCUGUAUGUUUGUGUUUGAUGCUGUUUUCAACGCUGCUUGUGGAUGCUCUCUUAGGCGGUGGUCAAGGAGGACAGUCCUUGGAAACACUUCUAGCAGCUGGAGUCAUAGCCAAGUUAUUUACCCACCACCAAUCUGUAUGUCAUCAUCAUCAUGGGGGGCAUCAGCAUCAUCAUGGUGGACAUCAUCAUCAGCGUUCAGCUAUGCCAAUGUACCCACGAGCAACAUAUCCCAUUCAGGCUAGAUUUCCAGUACCAAUAAGAUAUCAUCCUAUGCCACUCCGCUUCCAUCCAAGACCGGUCCCAUUUCAUCCAGCCCAGUUUCGUUUCCAACCUAGGCCAAUUCAUUUUCAACCAGGACAAAUCCGUUUUCAUGCAGGAAUGGCACGUUUUCUGCCAGCACAAGUCCAUUAUCAGCCAGGAUUAAAUCGUUAUCAGCCUCAGCAAAUCCAUUUUCAUGCCGGUCAAGCUCGUUUCCAAGCCCAGCAAGUUCAUUUGCAUGCAGGACAGUUCCCUUUUCAACCUGAGCAGGUACAUUUGGAGGCAGAAAAAGCUCCUUAUCAAAAGGAGCAAAUCCAUUUACAGCCAGGAAAAGCUUCUCAGCCUGAACAAGUCCAGUUACAAGAAAAUAAAGCACCUUAUCAAACUGAGCAGGUUCAGUUGCAAGCAAGGCCAGCUACUUUUCACCCUGAACAGGUUCAUUUACAGACAAGGCCAGCUACUUUUCAACCUGAGCAGGUUCAUUUGCAGUCAGUGCAAGCACCUUUUCAACCUGAAAUGAAUCAUUUACAAUCAGGACAAGCUCAUUUUCAACCAGAACAGAUUCAUUUGCAAACAGGACAAGCUCAUUUUCAACCAGAACAGAUUCACUUGCAAACAGGACAAGUUCAUUUUCAACCUGAACAAACUCAUUUGCAGUCAGGACAAGCACAGUUUCAACAGGAACAGAUUCAUUUGCAAUCAGGACAAGCUCGUUUUCAACCCGAACAGAUUCAUAUACAGGCAGGUCAAGUUCAUUUUCAACCUGAACAGAUUCAUUUGCAAUCAGGACAAACUCAUUUUCAACCUGAACAGAUUCAUCUGCAAUCAGGACAAGCUCGCUUUCAACCUGAACAGGUUCAUUUGCAGGCAGAACAAGGUCAUUUUCAACCUGAACAUGAACGAUAUCAUACUGUCAGGAAGCAUAUGCCACAAGAAAGCUUUCUUUUUCCUUUCAGUUACCAGCCAUUUAUGCCUCAGAAGUUUUAGAUAUUCACUUUGAUUUGGCGAGAUAGAACUUCAGAUACAGCAUUCUUUUCUUCUGCAGAAAUAAUACUGCCAAAUAUUUACCUCAGAUUCUAGCUAUUAAAAAUUCAAAAUAUUAGAAAGGUGUACCCAUUUAUAGCUAUAAGCUAAACGGGUUUAAGUGACUGAAACUAAUGGUAUGCGUUGAAUAAUUUGAGAAACAACUAUCUCAAUGUAUUAUUUUAAAAAGUAGUGUGUAACUAGUCAAAAUCCCUCUUUCGGAAAUUCCAGAGGCUCGUUAAACAAAUCAGCUGAAGGAAUAAAUGUAUAUAAAUACAGUCGUUUUCUUUAAAAAUUUUAAAACUAUGAAUGUAUAUAUUUUUAUGUAUAUUCUUGUAUACAGACUUUUGU
Messenger RNA from Argiope bruennichi, 1704 nucleotides. Its product is annotated as involucrin-like. The transcript has 2 exons. The record is from RefSeq and is a predicted model, not a curated record. Bases 49 to 1317 code for a protein of 422 amino acids. NCBI's taxonomy places the organism in Eukaryota, Metazoa, Arthropoda, Arachnida, Araneae, Araneidae.